Vigna angularis (adzuki bean) is the source of this 685-nucleotide messenger RNA. Its product is annotated as protein NSP-INTERACTING KINASE 1. Bases 84 to 638 code for a protein of 184 amino acids. The record is from RefSeq and is a predicted model, not a curated record. NCBI's taxonomy places the organism in Eukaryota, Viridiplantae, Streptophyta, Magnoliopsida, Fabales, Fabaceae. The transcript is spliced from 3 exons. Gene Ontology annotation, molecular function: ATP binding.
GAGGCUCAAUAAUAACACUCUUGUUGGUGAAUGCCCAAAGUCUCUGGCUAACAUGACCCAACACAAUUUUCUGUAAUACACAUAUGAACUCUUCUGUUUUAUACUUGUAUCUCAUGCAUAAUUUCAGUUUAUAUUUCCAGUUUGGAGGUGUUAUUUGGUGGAGACACAAACACAAUCAACAAGCAUUCUUCGAUAUUAAAGAAGUCUACCUUGGAAACUUGAAGAGGUUUCAAUUCAGAGAACUCCGGAUUUCUACUCACAACUUCAACAGCAAAAACAUAUUAGGAAAAGGUGGUUUUGGAAAUGUCUACAAAGGAGUUCUUCCUGAUGGUACUCUUGUAGCUGUCAAGAGGCUUAAAGAUGGCAAUGCCAUUGGAGGAGAGAUUCAAUUUCAGACCGAAGUUGAAAUGAUCAGCUUGGCAGUUCUUCUGUUUCUGAAGAGGCAGAGCCAAGUCCCUUUGUUGGUCAGUGGCAAGGUAAAUCUGUUUCUUUCAUGCGAUCCAACGAGCAUGGAAACCAUGAAACACAGAGGAAAUGGGACACUUCAGGUCUUCAUGGCUUGCCUCUCAAAUUUGUUCAAGUUGACCAAAAUUCCAGGAAUUGGUGGAGAAAGCUUGAUAUCGUACGUGAUAUUAUAGCUGAAGGUCUACAAGGGGAAGAUUGGUUGGAAGCUCUCUUGUACUCA